CAUGUGCGAUAUAAUAUGUAUACAAAUUUUACAUUAUGUUAUUUCAUUUACAUUUGUUCUAUAAUUUCUAUCAAACAUGAUAUUUCUUUUGUUUAAAAUCGACGUUAUUCUUUUGUGUAACGCCCUUUAACUGUCCAAUCAGAACGAGGCGAUGGUAUCACUCGGGUCAAAGCCUAUAUAAAUUGUUAUCACGUUGAUCAGCUGAGCAGACAUUUGUAGUAAUUUGUAGUGCAAGUGUGACUUGUGACACAAGUUAUUUGUCGUGAAUAAACUUGUAAAAUUGUAUAAUAUGAUUAUUAGAAAAAAUAUACAUUGAAGAAAAAUGCAUGUCUUUCAAUUAUUUCAAAUGUGAUUGCAUUUAGAAAGUUAUCGGAAUGUAUUAAUCAGAUUGUAGUUCAAGCGCGAUGAUUGAUAAUAGAAUUUUUUUAUAUUUUAAGAAUGUUAUGCGAUUAUGUCGCUUGAAUUGUAUCUAAAUUUCUGUUCCGCAAAUAUCAAAGAGUGGUAUAUUUAUUGCGCUUCGUAAGCGCCGAUAGUAUUUCGGAAAUUAAGAAUGGAACGAAAUGGCGCGAGGGAAAUGGAAGAACGAAUGUGUAUAAGAGAUACUGGCAGAACAUUAAAAAAGUAUGGCAGUACAGCCAAACAUAUUACACGACCUGAAAAUUUAAUAAAACACACGGUAUCAACAACUGAUACACUUCAAGGAAUUGCUCUAAAAUAUGGAGUUACAACCGAACAAAUAAGAAGGGUCAAUAGAUUAUGGGCUUCUGAUAGUUUAUUCUUAAGGGAACACUUACUUAUCCCUGUUAAUCCAGAGAGCCCUUUGUCCUUACCUACCGACAAUACAAAUGAAACUGAACAUAACGAAGUUCAAACUGUUUCUAGUCCAUCUUCGAUCACAUCAUCUAUAGAUGAUGACAGUUCAGUUAAUGAUUUUUUAGCUAAAAUGGAUUCUUCUAUAGCUAGUGCAAAAAGGGAAGUUAAACGAACUCAGGGGAAUAAUUUUGCAUCGAGGGUAACGAUGCCUAUGUACAGCGGCAUAGAGUGUCUACUAACCUACGUAACUCCUUUCCUAUGGCAUCAAAUACACAUGCGAUAUCAUCCACUUUAGAGCCAUUAAGACCAUCGUCUUCUAGUGAUAUGCAUAACUUUCCAACUGCUGUAGUUAUGACUCAGGGUAGAAAAGUGAAGACAUCUUUACAAAGACUUCAACAACAACAAGAUGAAAUAUUUCAGUUGUAGCAACUAAAUAUUAUUGGACUGUAACAUGUUCAAAAUUAUCCAGUGUCAUUAAAGAGCUUGAAGAAAAAAAUAUAUUGGAUACUGAAUA
This is a messenger RNA of Hylaeus anthracinus, 1327 nucleotides long. It is a transcript of the gene red, whose product is annotated as lysM and putative peptidoglycan-binding domain-containing protein 2. Lineage: Eukaryota; Metazoa; Arthropoda; Insecta; Hymenoptera; Colletidae. The coding region runs from base 551 to 1108 and encodes 185 amino acids. The transcript is spliced from 5 exons. The record is from RefSeq and is a predicted model, not a curated record.